UUCAAACUUGAAGUUGGAAGAAAAAGGAUUCGGAGAACUUUGGUCUCUGAGGCAGCGCGGUAACGUCAUAGCACGUGAUAUUUUCUUGCACUAGUUCUUUUUGGGACUAACGUAGCCUUCCUUCAUAGUUGCACAAAGUUUUGCUACACAAACUCGAACGCCCGAUGCACUCCUGGACAUCCAUGCAGUUUAUGCUACUACUGGGGCGUAUUCCGGCUUUAUACUCUCUCUUAUGACCUCGAAAUUGCUAUAGCCUCGGCACCUCUAUUUCUGGAAGUAUCAAGCAGCGGUGGCAGUUCUGGAAAACUCCCAAUGCCAGAAAAUGAAACGGUCCCAGAAGGAGAUCAGCCUCUUCUAAGGGCCACUGGACUCGUGCUUGUCAUGAAUACACCAAAAGGACGCGGAGUAUUCGCAACACAGGAUAUCCCCAGUGGUACCGUGAUCGAAGUCAGCCCGGUGCUGAUCUUCAGCGAGGAGGAGGUGGAGAACCACACCCAAUACACCCGUUUGCAACACUAUACUUAUUACUGGCCCUCCGAGUCAGGUCGCACAAUGACUCAAGCUCUCGCCCUGGGGCUGGGAUCAAUGUUCAACCAUUCCAUCCGGCAACAGAAUGUGGGAUGGAAACGCAACACCGAGACCGAUGUGAUUGUAUAUACUGCGCUCCGCGACAUCAAGGCCGGAGAGGAAUUGUGCAUUUCCUACGGCAGCGCGAGAUUAUGGUUUGACGAUGCGGAUGCCAGGAACGGGCUUGACAUUGACGAUGAUGAGAAUGAUACACGUGGUGAGACAUUGGGCGAACUGGAGUUGAGUGGCCUUGGAAGGAUGGAUCUGUGAAUUAUGGGAAGUGAGAUAUCUACAUUAAUUUCAAGGCAAUCUACAACGGCAACGGCAUGGCAUGCAUUCUGGACAGGUGGACUGAGCAAGGCUGAAUUAUUGCUUACUCAUCAGAGGGCGCUUGUUGUGGACGCGGACUGCAAUAGCCGUCAUCACUCAAACCCCUUUUUACAGCCUUGGUGAACAAAUUUAUAUGUUGCAUGAGUGAUGGCAUACCGCGGUGUAGUGUACAAUUGUCCGUGUUAUAUGGAUAGGAGUAGGUGGUGUAGUCGACACAUUCCAUGCGGCCGCACUGGGACCUGCUGGCGGAGACAGGGUCUCAAGCGAUGCAACAAAGGAGCUGCCUGGAGUACAGUACUCCGGAUAGUCAACCCCGAAGUGUGUCAGCAUCCCCUCAAAAGCCCCAGGGCAGAGAUACAUUGUACACGAAACUCCGCUGUACAUGGACCCAGCAUGUUAUUAUCAUUCAACUUUUACCAGUGUUGCUUGAUGGGUGGAGACGAGCGGAAAGAUCGGUAUGUGGUACAACGAGUAGAAGCCAUCCGACAGGACUGUUGGCAUGGUAUCUGCUGGCGACACCAAAGAACCAUGCAUCCCCGGUUUUGAUCGUCAGCACUCCUUCUCGAAGGAUGAAUAGACUCGGG
This is a messenger RNA of Exophiala dermatitidis NIH/UT8656, 1481 nucleotides long. RefSeq lists its product as uncharacterized. Lineage: Eukaryota; Fungi; Ascomycota; Eurotiomycetes; Chaetothyriales; Herpotrichiellaceae. The transcript has 3 exons. The record is from RefSeq and is a predicted model, not a curated record. Bases 313 to 837 code for a protein of 174 amino acids. Gene Ontology annotation, molecular function: protein binding.